Messenger RNA from Cuscuta europaea, 1732 nucleotides. The record is from the annotation of a GenBank genome assembly. NCBI's taxonomy places the organism in Eukaryota, Viridiplantae, Streptophyta, Magnoliopsida, Solanales, Convolvulaceae.
CUUCCUGCAGUUGUGUGCUCCCACCAUUAUUCUACUGCGUUUGGGUAGAAAUUAAAAGGUGAUGAUGAUGAUGAUGGGAAGUGGGAAAUCCAUGUGGACCGGUCAUCACCUGCUCGUAGCUGCUGUGACAUUUCUUGGCAUAGUUGUUCCGGCGAAGCAACAUGAUUAUGCUGAUGCCUUGUCCAAAAGCAUUCUAUUUUUUGAGGGUCAAAGGUCUGGAAAACUCCCCACUAACCAACGCAUCUCUUGGAGAAGGAACUCGGCUCUUAAUGAUGGUCAUGAUCUCGGUGUGGAUUUGGUGGGAGGGUACUAUGACGCAGGAGACAAUGUAAAGUUCCAUUUCCCAAUGGCGUUUACAACCACUAUGCUGUCUUGGAGUGUGUUGGAGUAUUGGAGGGAAAUGGGAAAUAAUGAACUGGAGAAUGCGAAGGAGGCGAUCAAGUGGGGGACCGACUACCUGAUGAAGGCCACAAGCAAAGUCAGCGACGGCGUGGUGUUCGUUCAGGUGGGUGACCCAAACUCCGAUCACACCAAUUGGGAGAGGCCGGAAGAUAUGACCACCGACCGGACCGCUUACAGCGUCACCACUGCCUCGCCCGCCUCAGAAGUCCCCGCGGAGAUGGCUGCUGCCUUGGCCGCUUCUUCCCUGGUUUUCAGGAAAUCUGAUCGUGAUUAUCCAUAUCAACUUCUCCAGAGGGCCAUACUUGUUUUUGAAUUUGCAGAUAAGUAUAGAGGGUCCAUCAAGGUCUGUGACGCAAAGGAUGCUAUGUGCCCCUUUUAUUGUAGUUUCAAUGGCUAUGAGGAUGAGUUGCUCUGGGGAGCAACAUGGCUCUUCAAAGCCACAAAAAAUGCUUACUACUGGAAUUAUGUUAACACCAACGCUAAACAAAUACAAGGUGAUGUAUCAGAAUUUGGAUGGGAUGCUAAGAAUGUAGGCAUUAAUGUUCUUAUCUCCAAUAUUCUUCUUAAUCAAGGCAGUCAUGAUUCCAGCCCCUUCAUUGAUGAUGCAAAUACAUUUGUUUGUGGCGUACUUCCCCAAUCCCCUAGCAAAUCCGUAUCAUUCUCACAAGGGGGGCUUCUCUUCAAAGAAGAUGACGUGAACAUGCAACACGUAACGGGGAUAUCAUUUCUGGUGUUGACGUACGCUAAAUCCCUGGAUAAAUCUGGCAAACAAAUUGAUUGUGGUAGCAACUCUGUUGUAACUUCAGCGGAUUUGAUCAAAUUUGUUAAAAGUCAGGUGGACUACAUACUAGGAAGCAAUCCCAUGAAAAUGUCAUACAUGGUCGGAUACGGUAAGAAAUACCCACAAUACAUACACCACCGCGGAUCUUCACUGCCUUCGCUUCACAACCAUCCAGACUCAUUCAGCGGCGACGAUGCGUGGCAGAUUUUUCAUUCCUCGACCCCCAAUGCGAACCAGUUGACAGGAGCUCUAGUUGGGGGCCCUAAUAUUAAUGAUGAGUAUACUGAUACGAGGUUGGACUCUCAACAUACCGAGCCUACUACUUAUCUGAAUGCCCCACUUGUUGGCGUCUUGGCUCAUUUCACUCAGCACUAGCUUCUUACUAUAUAUGUAUGGCCGGCCGUUUCAAUUUCACUUCUAUCAUGCUUGACUUUUUCUCUACCAAGUUUUAAUUUGUAUUUUACCAAAGGAACAAUGUACGGACCACAUGCUCGCAUGGCACAUUCGCACUUGCCACUUUAGUUGGAGAUAAUGACAAAAAUUAAAGAC